Messenger RNA from Fomitopsis serialis, 1150 nucleotides. RefSeq lists its product as uncharacterized. Gene Ontology annotation, molecular function: oxidoreductase activity, acting on the CH-OH group of donors, NAD or NADP as acceptor. The transcript is spliced from 8 exons. The record is from RefSeq and is a predicted model, not a curated record. Bases 59 to 823 code for a protein of 254 amino acids. Lineage: Eukaryota; Fungi; Basidiomycota; Agaricomycetes; Polyporales; Fomitopsidaceae.
GGUAUACUCGCCGCACAUCUGCUUCGUUUCUUUGACACCACCUCGAGUCGCUACACCCAUGGGCUCAAUCGCACCCCAUACCCGCGUCGCUAUCGUCACCGGUUCUGCCCAAGGCAUCGGGCGGAGCAUCGCCCUCCGUCUGGCCGAGGACGGUCUGAACGUCGUCAUCAAUGACAUCCCCGCGAAGGCGGCGCAGAUCGAAGAGGCCGUGGCUGAGAUCAAGGCGAAGAGCGGCGUGAAGGUCAUUGCUGCGCCAGCGGAUGUGACCAACGAGGAGGCGGUCCAGGCCAUGAUUGCCUCUGUGGUCGAACAGCUGGGCAGUCUUGACGUGAUGGUUGCGAACGCAGGCGUGAUGUCGUAUGGUCCGCUCGUGCUCGUUCCCAGUGAAGAGUGGGACCGAGUGAUCAACAUCAACCUGCGAGGUGUGAUGCUUUGCUACAAGUACGCAGCAAAGCAAAUGAUAGAGCAGGGCCGAGGCGGACGCAUUAUCGGAGCGUCGUCUAUGGCCGGAAGACAUGGCAUGCCAUACACGUCAGCGUACGCAGCGUCAAAGUUUGCGAUCCGUGGUCUGACCCAGAGCUUGGCAUCUGAGUUGGCGAAGGACAACAUUACCGUCAACGUGUACGCGCCGGGCGCGAUCCGAACCAACAUCGUCAGCCUGGAGGACGCGAAAGCGCAGGGCUUGUCCGGCUCCGCCCUAUCGAAGAUACCAAUCGCGGAACCGGAGGUCAUCGCCAGCCUUGUCUCGUACAUUGCGAAGCCUGAGGCAUACUUCAUCACAGGACAAACGAUCUCGGCCAAUGGAGGAGCACACUUUGACUGAACAUCGCUUCUCAAAGCUAAAACGUGCGACUUCCGGGUGCUAUAGUCGUUGAGUUUUUGCAAGUAGUAUGCGAAGUACAACACCAGGAAUUCGGAGAGCUUUGAAUGGCAUGCGUAGGGGCUUGAUCUUGAUGGUACGGCUCCAGUAGCUCGUGAUCAUUGACGAGUACCGAGUGGGGUGACGAUCUGUCGUUAUUUUGCAAUACUAAUGCCUUGGGUACACUCUGCUUGCGAUAAAAUGUGAGGCAGCAGGGCGGCGGGCGGUGUUCGUGCGCUGCAGUCUGCAACCGCCGUACGUCGUACCUAGUCAAUGUGAUGUGUCAAUCGA